This is a messenger RNA of Umbelopsis ramanniana AG, 1171 nucleotides long. RefSeq lists its product as uncharacterized. Gene Ontology annotation, cellular component: U2-type spliceosomal complex. NCBI's taxonomy places the organism in Eukaryota, Fungi, Mucoromycota, Umbelopsidomycetes, Umbelopsidales, Umbelopsidaceae. Bases 33 to 1010 code for a protein of 325 amino acids. The transcript has a single exon. Gene Ontology annotation, molecular function: metal ion binding. The record is from RefSeq and is a predicted model, not a curated record. Gene Ontology annotation, biological process: snoRNA splicing.
GCUCCUCUGAAUCACCCUCACCUCUAUUACUAAUGCAAGCCGCAGACACACAAUCUACUCAAGAUCGCUCUGAUCAAAUCAGUAAUACUGAUUCAAAUGUCACCUUUUUCAAAAAGCGAUCGGCCAGCAAGAACCUUCGGAAGCGAAAGAAGUCAACAUCACCCGAACGGCCCCAUGUCGAGGAGGAUGUGAUCUCGGAAGUAGUGACCAAAGAACGAAAAGUAGCUUCCAAUCCCUUGGUUCAGGGAACGAAACGAGACCGCAAGGACGACGAAGAGGACUCGAUUAUAGGCGUAAAAUACAACGCAACCAAGACAGCCAAUACGGAUAAGAUGAGCGAUGCCACUCGAUACGACACCGAAUGGUUAUUGCAAACAGAGGAACAAGAUAAAUCAAAGAAAUCCAGAAAAGCCGUGGAAAAGCCAAAGGAGGUUGAAGAAAAGAAACCUACCAACUCCAAGAUGCAGCGUGGUCCCAUCCGAGCGCCCGCCAAUUUGCGUGUAACCGCUCGAUUCGAUUACCAGCCCGACGUGUGCAAGGAUUAUAAGGAAACUGGGUUCUGUGGAUAUGGCGACUCAUGUAUCUUCAUGCACGAUCGUGGUGACUACAAGAGUGGAUGGCAGUUAGAAAAGGAAUGGGAAGACGCACAAAAGAAAAAAACCCAAUUUGGUGGUGGAGCUGGGGAUCAGUAUGCUGUUGAAAGUGACGACGAUGACUCAGAUGACGAAUUACCGUUUGCUUGCUUGAUAUGUCGACAGGAAUUCACCAACCCCAUUGUCACCAAGUGUGGUCACUACUUUUGCGAAAAAUGCGCCAUCAAACAUUAUACCAAAUCUCCCAAAUGCUUUGCCUGUGGUGCAUCUACCAAUGGUAUCUUCAACACCGCCAAGAACUUGAUGGCCAAAAUUGAAGAGAAACAUGCUGAAGACAAGAAGAACGGAGUCACAGGCGAUGCUGUUGAAAUUCAAAUUGGUGGAUCUGACGACGAUAGCGAUGAUGAUAGCGACUAAGUUUGUGUGUGUAAAAGUUGCCGAAAAAAAAAAAAGUUUAGUAGAGCCUGUAUAUAAUAAUUCUCGUCACUGAGAAGCCUUUUGACAAAAAAGCAAUUGAAAUAAAAAUCAACAAAAACGAACUUUUCUUGAUGAAGCUGUUCAUUGUUUUGACUGCUUAC